Messenger RNA from Porites lobata, 7568 nucleotides. The record is from the annotation of a GenBank genome assembly. NCBI's taxonomy places the organism in Eukaryota, Metazoa, Cnidaria, Anthozoa, Scleractinia, Poritidae.
AGUGAAUUAACCCCUGUAAUAGGUUCAGAAUUCACGGAGGAAAGCGAAGUACCGCAUACCAAUGAUCCUAACGAUUCACUUGCUGAAAUAAGAGACGAUUUAUUUGGGAGGAGUGAAGUUAUUGAAAAGGAGAAAGAGAUAAUGAGCGGAGAAUCACAGAGUUUUUCUGAACAAGGAGACUCAAGUAAAGUGGAAAUCCAAAACCGUGAAAACCUCUCUAAUCACAGCAAGAAACAAAAUUCCAAAGAACUUGUUUCAAAAGGAGGAAAAAGAGAAAAACCAGGAGAAUUAUCGGUGAAGAAGCUGAGAAAAGAUCAGUGUUGUCAAGCUGAUAGUUUAAGAGAGAACUCAAAAAGUGAUGAAGUUCAAAUUCUGAAAGAGAAACUCGCUGUGAGUAAGAAAGACACGCAGACCAUGCAGAAGGUGUUAGAAGACGUUCGUAAAGACUACGAAGAUCUUCAGAAAAACUUUGAAAAAAGAGAGAGCGAAGCAAGAAAUAAAGGAUUUAUUGAGGAGAUGACAAAGGAAAGCAAUGAAAUUAAAAAGGAAAAAGCUGAAGUUAAACGCAAAGGGUCGAAAAAAGAAUGUAAAAGUUCGGAUGAGUUGAGAUCGUUGGAGCUAGAUAAGCCGAUUACGGUCAAAGCGGCUAGCGACAUGACCUGCCCUUGCUUUGCGCAGAGUUUUCGUAAAGUUGUAACGGAUGUUACUGAGGAUUUUAAAGAAACCAUCUCGCUGAUAAAACAAAGUUCGCAACAGGAAAAGGAGAGGAUUAGAAAAGAACUUGCCCAGUUAAACGACGAAUAUAAAUGCGCUUUGGAGAGAAGAGAUUCUGAAAUUCAUGCAUUUGAGGAGAUGAUAAAAGGUUUGCAAUCAAGGAUACGUGAAAGCGAACGAGAAGUUGCAAGUUUUCGAGAUGCAGUGUCGUCAGCUUAUGAAGAAAAGAUUAGACUGUACGAUGAUAUUUGCGCGUUAAAAGACAAACUUGCAAAGGUGGAGCGUGACGGCGAAACAAGUCGCGCUGCCUUAGAAAGAAUAAAACACGGUUUAAGGAAAUUUUGCACGGCUGAAGAGUAUGAGGAACUGGAACAUCAAAGUUUUCGAUUUAGGGACUGUGGAGAACUGGAAGGAAGUCCUAGAGAGCGAAGCGAAAGCGAUGAGAGUGGAACUGAGGUUCAUGACAAACUGGCGAAGUUUCAUCCGGUCUUAAAAAAGGCCAAAAAGGAAAUAACCAAGCUAAAGGAACAGAAGCAGGAUGCCGAAAAUCGUUGGCAAGAAAAGGUCUCUCAAGCGACGGAGAAGGAGAAGCAGUUAUGUAAGAAGUUGAAAAAGGCUUUGAGCGAGUUGAAACAAAGCCAAAGUGAUACAACAGAGCUUUCAAAACAGUUGGAAGCAAUAAAACUUGAAAAUACCAGACUAAAUACUGGUUCUGAUGAACUAGAAGGAGAAUUGGAAGAUUUGCGCAGAGGGUAUGCACAAGAGCUAAGAACGUUGAAUGACAAGUUGAAGAUCUCGAACGACAAACUGAUGCAUAGCCAAGAAAAAUAUAACCAACUGCAAGAGGAAAAUAAAAUAUUACGUGAUGACUAUGACGAUUUAAAGAGUUUCGUGGACGAAAUGAACGCAAAGAAACUGAAAGACGUUGUUAUUGAUGGCUCUGACAACGGGGACGAUUUAUCGGAGCUACUGAUAAAGGUGAGAUAUCGAUUUUAUUAUUCUUUCAAAAUAUUUCGCCGUAUCUGAUUGGCUCAAAUCUCCCGACUAACUCUCCAUGACUACCCGGCGUUAGGUGAGAACGAUAUACGAUCGAUUCGAUGAUACAUUUGCUUGGAGACGAGGUUGAUCGAUGGUAUAUUUGCGUGGAAACGAGGCUGUUUGAAAUGGUGUUUUACAGCUAUCUGAAGACAAACUAGCCGAAUUCCUGACUGUUACUGAACAGAAGAACUGAACGUAAGAUUUCAACAGUUACGUGCGACUUAAAGAUUAAUGCAGCUAGCCCCUGGUUUUAUCCAGCAUAGAAAUAUAAGUAGCUGCCUCUAACCUUGACGCUACGCGCGAAAACCGUAAGACUUCACGGGAAUGAUGAUUCCCAAGAUAAAUCGCGGUCCGCGUGAAAGAAAGGAGGGUCUGCUGGGAAGGAGGCAGCUAAUAAAGGAUUCAAAAGGCAUCCAAACGAGGUUAGUGUGUCAAUAUGAUGAUCUUUUGGCCUCGUUUCCAUGUCAAGACGGCUGAUACAUAUGUAAUAACAGUCAUUAAGAGCGCAAAGUCGCAGAUAGUUUGUAUCGUUCGUUAAAUAAAAGUCGUUUGGAGGCUGUAUGUUCUUGACAACGUUAAUGGAGGGCGCUUUCCAUUCAACCCAAAAUUCUGGAAAUUUCCGUUGGUACAUCAAAUGCAACGGUCUGAUUCGUUUUGGUCCGACCGGAAUAUUCGGGACCAGCUUUAAAGGUGGUCCACUUUGAUCCGGUUAUAUCGGUCUGUGCGACCGAAAUGUCCCUUUCCAUUUCCAGUACCGCUCUUGUAUCCUUCUUACAAGAACAAUAACCAAACGCGCGGUGGCUUAUGUCUGGUCUGUGUAACCAGAAUGUACCGUUAGCAUAGGCGUACGGGCAAUUUUUUGCAAAGCUUUGCAAGGGGGGGCGGUAAACCAUUUGCCCAAAAAAUUCUUGCAAGUCGACCAAAUUUUUACAAAACAGUCGAACAGAAACGAGGGCCAUACGAUGCAAAAACAUAGGCCGUACUAGCAUAUGAAAGUGGCUCGAUACAGUUUUUCAGGGUCAAUACCUGUGAAGUUUUUUUUGAGCAUAGACUACGACACCAUAAACAAACAUUUGGAAAAAUUGCCACCACAGUUGUAUUAGAUAAAGAUGAAAAUUUGUUAUGAUCCGGGUUGCAAUAACAUCGGAGUUGUCCUAGCAACCAAAUGACGCCAUUACCUAUUAUACUUGCAGCAACAUUUCUCACUGGGAACUGUUGUUCCAAAAUCGUUCACGGGAGCCUUUUCCUCCAAUAGUCGCCUCGAUGUUCGUGAAGUUAAAACGGAUUGUAAGAGCGUUGCGGAGAUGUUUUGGGAUAAAGUUUUUAUCGUUAGAAAUACGGUAAAAAAGGAAAAUCUUGAUGUUUGGCCGUUAUCUGUAGAAAACGAAGCGCUUUUGACAUGCAAUUUCACCUCAUAGUAGUUUCAAUCUUUCUAAAAACGUGGGUAAAAGAUCAUUGAGAUUGCUCUGGCCAAAAAAGGAUUUGAGUAUUUAGUAUGUAUCAUGGAGCUCUUGUUAGCGGUUUUGUAAACAUUUCGGUCUACUUUAACAAAUUACCGGUAGUGAAUAAUUUUUAAACCACUCGAUAGAUUUUUUUUAAAAAAAUUACGAUUCUUCGCGUAAUGACCGUAAUUCAAACUGAGAAUUAGUCAGCCACUUCUUCACUUUCAGACCCAUUGCUGAUGCUAUCUGCCAUACACUGUUCUACGAGCGGAGAUGAUUCUAGAAAGUUAGGCGGAAGUUUAUUCUAAUCAAUUCACGACUGGAAAUAGCCCAUUGCAGUACAGUGCCCAACAAUGAAAAAAAAUCAGCACAUGAUACCCUUCCCUUAUAACCAAAAACUCAUUACUUGCUAGGCAACCACUGUCUCGUGUGAAUAUAACAGUACUGGAUUAUUAUGCCAACUUCAGGUUAAAAUAGAAAAUAUUUAUAUCUUCAAAAUAAUGAUUUAAAAAACAAGGAAACGUCUUAAAAAACUGGCUUUGCCCAAAUUUUCUCUCGCUGCCCAAAAAAUCUGAGUUGCCCAGAAUUUGGGGGCUGCAGUCCCCCCCGCCCCCCCGUUCCGUACGCCUAUGCCCGUUAGAUUGGGCACGUGGAAUUUCCGAAAUUUCAAACCGGAAUUUUUGUUGAAUGGAAAGCGCUUGGAGUUUAUAAUACCGAGAAUUUAUUCCUUGUAGGACGAGGCAUCGCUAAAGAAACAGCUUCAAGUUGAGAAAGACAGGAACGAAAAAUUCCAGAACGAAAUACAACUUCUGAAAAAGGACGUUGAUCUGUGGAGAGAAAUAGUUAGCGAUGAGGGGUUUACUGGAGGUGUGGGAUACCUGAAGAUUGAAAAUGAAGAUUUAAAACAGGAAAUAGAAGAUCAUCAGUAAGUGAGAAUCGCGUACAAUAUUCAGGAUAAAUAAUUAUAGAGAAGAACAUCACAGUUAAAUACGCAACUAACGCAGUUGCGAAGAGAAAGCCCGAAAAAAUUUAGGCUUGCCGGGAUUCGAACCGUGACAUCUGCAACAUCGGUGCCCGGGGAGUUAGGGGGGGUACUUCCUAGUAGUAGGCUAAUGGGUAUGUAUCGCUGGAUGGGGUCGCAUUUUCACGACUGGAUUGACCAUUAUGUAUCAGGUUGCAUUUUUAUAAGAGUUACGAGAAUAGCGUCGCACAAUUUCAGGAUUUGGGGGGUCAGAAAAUUCAGCUCUUCAGGGAUUUAAAAAUGGAAAUAUUUACACCACAUUAAGUUUAACAAACGUGUCAGUUCAUUUCAGGAUAACCUAUAAGUAAAAAGGCUUUAUAAGGUAGAUGCAUAAACAAAAAGUGACUAAAAAAUUGCACGCAUGACUAGUACGCACUGACCUCACUAACACUUUGAGCUCUUAAGCUUUUUAGCUCACCCCAACAACGCAUAAUUUAUUACAAGUGGUAGAGUGAUCAAACCAAACAUUUGUAGGCCCGGGCCUACAGGUCUAUGGGCUGGCUACGCCCCUGCUACAGGUCAAGAUGAAGUAAUGAAUAUAUGAAAUUCAUAUAUUCAUCCUUUCACUAAGGAUAAAGUUAGCCGAAAAAUGUUUCUCGAUUCUAGUGAAAACCUGUUGCCCAAGGGUGCUUGCGUUUCGCCAAGUUUUGUAAGGAAAUGUAGGAACAGUUCGCUCGCCCAAGGGUGGCUCAGGUAGAGGACUGACUGGAACCUACGUUUGAUAAGCAAAACCACAACUCUGGCCGUGAAUCACAUUUUUUGAUACAUUCCCAUUUGUCAAAUGUAGGCGAACUCUAUCGGAGUCGAUUUCCAAAAAAUCAGAUUAAAUUUCAGAAAGAGAAAAGUGUUGUAAUUUGAUUGUGUGUUUGUUUCCUUAUUUAGAGUCGUCAUCAGACAGCUUAUAUCGAAGAAGAAGGAGCACAUCCGAAUCAUCAAUAAGUUGCGUACAGAAAAUAGUUUGCUUAAGGUAUGGCAGGAUAAUUUUUCCCUCUAGUCAGCUGUCUAGUUGCCCUAGGCUAACACCGGAACUAGUUAAAGAAUGACUUGACAACCAACAAUUUGACUAACAAUACACGACUGUUUAACUGUGACAAUAGACGGAUGGCAACGCACCAAUCACUGAUUACGAGUCUUCAUAGCCAAUAACAUCACGGCUUAACUGAUAGACGAACAAAAACAUCGCGACUUAAUUGACCAAUCAGGUCAAAUAACCAGAGUUUAAUACCAUCAACUGACGUGAUACAACUCACUUUGACUCUGAAGAUGACUACCACACAGGUUGUCGAAACGUCAGUCACUGUCAACAACAACAGUCCUAUUCAGGACUACGUUCACUGGGACGAUCGUGCUCAACCUACUUAUGAAAUGACCAAAGGGUUCAAACCUUUCAAAGUAAAGUAAGAAUCUGCAUUUCCCUCCAAGUUAGCCUAAAAAGGUUUUUACAUAAAUAGUAGAAAGCACAAAUUUAGGCCAUUCAGGUUCGUAAAAAAUUUCUUAUUUUCUGAAGAAAAAAGAAAUACAUUGUAGCUAAGAGUAUUAAGUGGUCUUUAGCUUAUUCCUUAUAUAAAAUCUGCAUACCAUCACAUUGCAGUGGGCGUGAUAAGGCACCUAUGUCUCCAAAGAGGACUCCGAAUGUUGACUUAUCUUAUUUGCCCAAGUGUACAGAAUUUUUUAAAAUAGAUUUAGAAAAUAUGAACCUGCUUCAAAUUUUAGGUUAAUCAGGUUCUUGUUUAGAGGGGAUCGAACUGGUAAAUUUUAGCCCAACAGGUUCUUCAAAUCCCGGCUCUUACACGCGGGUUUUUGUUGCAUCUGCUGAUUGGAAUCCGGAGUUGGCCUUCCAUUACAAAAAAAAUUUCACUGGCUACUGCUAUUUUAUCAUAAGAUUAAGAGCACUUUUUGGUGAUUUUUUUUUUAUCGUUGAAGUCUUUAUUGGUACUAUUGGGUUUACAUACCAGUCACCUAUUAACAACGUCCAUUUUAAGGGGAAUACUCUCAUAUGGACGAUCACCCCAGCGCACAAACAACUGAUACUACUGGGUUCACAAAUCAGCCACCAACAACAGUCUUUUUGAAGACUACACUCACAUGGACGAUCAAGGGCACGGUUAUUAGACCUGGAUUCCAAGCUGUAUCCUAGCAAAGGCUCUACUGUCAGGGUGAUGGUCGAUCACACUCGACAAACUAAUGAUAGCUAGCCCGGAGUUCAACUGAAUAUUUUUUGCAAGGAAGUCACUUCACUGAGCAAAUCUCAGUAACUCUAAAGGUGGCAGGUUUUAGUCUAAAGACAUUUCACUCGACAGGGAUCGCCGAACACACCUAAAGAUAAACAUGAGGAUUCGUUGCUCGAAUCUGAGGAUGAACUGGAAAGCGAGGUGCCUGAUACGACAUCAACACAGGAACUUCAGAUGAAAUUUGACAAGAAUGGAAAAAUGGAAGACGAAAAACAAGUUAGUAUCCAGAUUUCCAUGCCAUAAUUUAAAACGAAAAAAUAAGUCUCACCGUAAUGGGAUGAUGUCGUAAGGGCCGCUUAUUAGGAGGGUCAACUGUCGGAGUUACGUUGCGAGAUAAAGAGAACCGCUGACACUGGCCUGGUUGCCGCGAGUGCAGUUUAGUUUUUUGUUGUAUUGUGCAAACUAAAUCAGGGUUGUUAAUUUAUAAAACUAGUGGGACUGAUAAAUUUUAUUAAGAAAGCAAACAACGAAAUGAUCUCGCGUUCAAAUGAACCAAUCAGCUUUCACCGCAAGUACACAUUGCCGUCGAAAGCGCGGGAAAAAAUUCAAACAGUGGGAAGCGUCACCAAAUUUGGAAUAACUUUGCGAUAUGGGAACUGAUGACGUCAAUCGUGCAGCAAAGUUGCCAGAUUAUUGAACGGUCAAUCGAGAAGGUCUGGGGACGAGGUUGACUUGUUUUGGCAGUGAAUACAAAACGGCGGAAUAUUUCACUCGUUUCAUGAGUGAAGAAUUAGGCGAACUAUUGACUAAAAACAUAGCAGGACGGCAAGAAGACAACUCGACGGACUGCAUCUGCUAUUUGGGGAAUAUUUGCAGAACUGAACAACCCUUUAUCAAAGAUGAACUUAAAAUCGAUGGAGGUUAGUAUGUUUUCGCUUGUUUUUAAACAAGGAAUUAUUUUGAAUGCAUAAUAAAACCAUUCUUAAAGAAAAAGAAGUAGACAGCCAUGACAGCUCCUUUAAUACUCAGAAAACCAUCCCUCCGUUCCUUUAAUAGACUGAAUUUUCUGAUGAAGAGGAAGAUUCUCUAUUUGUACAGUUCAUGGACGACAACGAUAGAUUACAUAAGGGUCUUAAUCUCGCGGAAAUUCUUGAAUAUGACACAAGCGUGAGCGAAAAGGUA